CCGAACAGCAACCGUCACCGUCGUAGUAUAUAAGCAUUUGCACACCGCACCAUAGACCGAGCUACCCAUAGCCCACCACCGCUGCACACUAUCACUAUGACCAAACCUGUUAUAUUCUGGCUCGGGGCUACCGGGUAUGUCGGCUCAGAGGCCCUUCUCGCGCUCAACCAAUACCUUCCGCAACCUGACAGCCACCACAUCGUUUCCCUUGUCCGGGAUGCAUCCCCCGAAAAGAUAUCUGCGCUCCAGCACCUUUACUCCGACCUCGAAGUCGUCAAAGGCACCCUAGACGACGGCGAUCUCAUAACGAAGACGGCCGAACAGUCAGACGUAGUGAUCAACACCGCUGACUCACUUCAUCCGGCUAGCGUCAAAGCCAUUCUCGCUGGUCUCACCGCACGAGCGAAAUCAAACGCAAGCACGCCUGCACCAAUCUACGUGCAUAUCUCUGGAAUUAGUAUCAUUUCAGACCGGUGCAAUGGGGCCUACGUCGAGCAUCCCAAGGAGUGGAGUGACAAGGACCUGGAUGUAACGAAACUUCCUCACGACGCUGUUCACAUGGAAUGCGAACUUCCCAUAGCAGAAGCUGGUCGGCGUGUUGACCAUCCAAUUCGCACGUUUGUUUUGAAUCCGGGUUUGAUUUACGGGAUUGGAGCUGGCAUGCAGCGUACCACGUUCUGGGUGCGCGACUGGAUUGAAAAGGCCAAGAAGGCAAGUUACUCUGGUACGUUCGGAGAAGGCGCGAAUGCUCUCAGCCAUAUCCACGUACACGACGUGGCCUCAGCGCUUCUAGUUGUGUUGAGAGCUGCCUUGACUGGCAAAGCACAGGGUGGAAAAGACUGUAACUACCUUGUCGGUGUUUCGAGGACCGAACAGAGGGCAUUUGCAAAGGUCGUUGGAGAUUGCUUGCUCGGUAAGAAACUGGUCAAAGAGGCUGGAUGUCGCCCCUGGCCUGAAGAUAUUACUGGUCCCAAGGAUAACCUUUGGUGGAGGAUAUAUGCAGGGAAUCAGAUCGUUCAUCCCAACCGCCUCUAUGCACUCGGAUGGGAGCCAACCGAGACCAAGAAGCAGGGUCCGAUAGAUGGUUUGCCUCAAGCGAUUGAUGUCGCACUGAACAAGUGAAAAAUCUUGAGUAGGAUACGGAAACAACAGAUGACACUUGUACAAUUAUUGUAGCGCCCUGUAACAACAUCACUUGAAAGGAAUUGUCCCCAAGCC
This is a messenger RNA of Coniophora puteana RWD-64-598 SS2, 1218 nucleotides long. RefSeq names its product NAD(P)-binding protein. The coding region runs from base 97 to 1122 and encodes 341 amino acids. The record is from RefSeq and is a predicted model, not a curated record. NCBI's taxonomy places the organism in Eukaryota, Fungi, Basidiomycota, Agaricomycetes, Boletales, Coniophoraceae. The transcript is spliced from 9 exons.